Halteromyces radiatus is the source of this 1842-nucleotide messenger RNA. RefSeq lists its product as uncharacterized. The coding region runs from base 1 to 1842 and encodes 613 amino acids. NCBI's taxonomy places the organism in Eukaryota, Fungi, Mucoromycota, Mucoromycetes, Mucorales, Cunninghamellaceae. The transcript has a single exon. The record is from RefSeq and is a predicted model, not a curated record.
AUGGGUUCUACUACUCCAGAAAGUCAUUGGUUAAACUGGUUUUACGAAGACCCUUCGGUGUCACACAAUAUGGCGCCACCACAACCCAUUUCUCCUGCAACAGCAUUCCGACAUGGUGACAUGACUUCUAGAGAUUCAACAUUACAUGGUAACAGCAAUGUCACUACUGUUACAUUAGAUUCUCAACCGAACGACAUUCUACAUGAUACACAAGAAGAAGAACACUCAGGUACAAUUAGACCUCCUAUUUGGCGGUGGUCUACUUGGUCAGCGCGGAUGGCGUCUCGGCGAAAAUCAUCAUCAUCAACAACAGCAACAACAACAACAACAACAACAACAACAACAGGUAAACGACCAUCAUCAUCACAGCUAAUAGCAUCUACAUCACAAUCCACACGAAUAUUAGGAAGCUCCAAUAAAUGGUUAUCUCAGCAUAAACGAAGAACCUAUCCACCCAGCGGCGCACGACGUGUAUUAAAGCAAGAACAUAAGCGAUUGAUUCAUGGUAGCAGUAGGAAAACCAGACAUCGACUAGUGGCAAGCAAUCAUCGUAGUAAGAAACAAAAACAAGCUGAUCAUCUACUGUUUCAUCAUCCUCUUCGACGGCGACAUAGUUUAUCAGGUAUCUUAUCAUCCUUUGUACAUUCAGCCACUACAUCCUUAUCAUCAUCCUCUUCUCCUAAAACUGGUUAUAACACAUCAUCCAACAGUGGUAGUGGAACUACAAGUGGUGGUAGCAACAAUAACAACAGCAAUAAUGAUACUGGUCUACCAUUCUUCUUAUCCCAAUCGACUUCUCGCAAAUCAUCUAUACCUACACCAACAGUACGCUCAUCUAUGAUUCUUCAAUAUGCGGAUGAUGAAGAUGACAGUAAGAUUUCUAUGUAUGUUUCUGAAAUUUUAAACCAAGAUAAUGACAACGAUGGAAAAUCCAGCAACGGUACAGCAAAUGGCAGCAGCAAUGGUAGAUCUAUCUCUUCAAGAAAAAGGCAAAAACAACGCGACACAACAAGUAAUGGCUGGUUUUCCAAUUGGAUCAUGCAUCAUCCUAGGCGGAAACACAAGCAUCAUCAUCAUCAUCAUCAUCAUCAUCGUUGUUAUUAUCGACAAUGGCAACGACAAUCAAAUCCGUCUAUCGUCACCAAAUAUGACAGUAGCAAUAAUGGGAAAAUUCAUCCAUCCUCCAUCAGCACAGCAGCAACCCAUCACUUUCCAUCUCAGCAUCUCAAUGAUACGUUUGAUGACGAUGACGACAAAGCACAACAAAAACGACGUGUACAGCAGCUAAAAAAUGCAUUACCUCUACUUCGACAGGCGACGUUAUCGGACCUCUCAUCGUUAUCUUCUUCCAAUCCAAGUUAUAUGAUGAAAACCGCCAGUUUCUCUCAUUCAACAACUACCGGUGGCAAGUACGACUAUCCUCCAUUUUAUCCUCCAGAAAAAAAAGAUCAUCCUCCAACAUCACCCUCGUAUCGAUUUUCUGCAUUUUGGAAAUCACAAUCAGGAAAAACAGGAAAGCAAUUGAUUCAAGUGGAUGCAUCCGGUCAAGUAGGGUAUGUGACUCUUUGGUCAUUAUGGGAUACCUCCAGUCAUGAAGAAUCAAGUAACCUCUUGGCGACUCUUUUUAUCCUUGGUUUCUUACUCUGUCCUUUUUGGUGGCUUGGUGCAAUCCUUUACCUGAAAAGAGCGUCUUGUUUCCAUCAUGAUGUGCAAACAAUUCAUCUUUGGACUCCACGUACUUUUGGUCAUCUUAAUUGUUGGAUGUCAAUCACAAGUCUUCUCUUAAUCGGCAUCAUCAUCGCUCUUGUUAUUUGGUUAUCAUCUACUUCAAGGAUAGUUUAG